Messenger RNA from Tetrapisispora phaffii CBS 4417, 696 nucleotides. RefSeq names its product N-terminal protein methyltransferase (gene TAE1). The transcript has a single exon. Gene Ontology annotation, cellular component: cytoplasm. Gene Ontology annotation, biological process: N-terminal protein amino acid methylation. Gene Ontology annotation, molecular function: N-terminal protein N-methyltransferase activity. Bases 1 to 696 code for a protein of 231 amino acids. Lineage: Eukaryota; Fungi; Ascomycota; Saccharomycetes; Saccharomycetales; Saccharomycetaceae. The record is from RefSeq and is a predicted model, not a curated record.
AUGGCUGAUAAAGAAAUCAAUUACGAUGAUGCCAUCAAGUACUGGACUGAUACACCAGCAACAGUCGAUGGUGUUCUAGGAGGUUACGGUGAAGAGACCAUUGUACCAACCAUGGAUGUGCUAGGAUCCAACCAUUUCUUGCGCAAACUCAAGAGCCGUAUGGUUGUGAGCCCUGGUCAUUCUAGAGUUGCCAUUGACGUUGGAGCUGGUAUCGGUAGAAUCACGAAGACUCUUUUACACAAACAUUGUGAUGAAAUUGAUUUACUUGAACCUGUCAAGCCGUUUGUUGCACAAAUGAGAGUGGAGCUGGACGAAGAGAUUGCUAGUGGGAAAGUCAAGAACAUAUUUGACAUUGGUAUGCAAGAUUUUACACCAGAAACUGGCAGAUAUUGGUUAAUCUGGUGUCAAUGGUGUGUGGGCCAUCUACCCGACGCUGAAUUAGUUCAAUUUUUUAAAAGAUGCAAAGAAGGUCUCCAACCUAACGGUACAAUUAUUGUCAAAGAGAACAAUACCAAUAACAUCGAGUAUACCGAUGAAUUUGAUUCAACUGACAGUUCCGUGACUAGAAGUGAUAAGAAAUUCAAGGAGAUCUUUGAACAAAGCGGACUGAAGUUAAUAGCAUCUGACUUGCAAAGAGGAUUACCAAAAGAGUUGUACCCAGUCAGAAUGUAUGCAUUGAAGCCAAUGGAAGAGUAG